AUGUAUAGGCCAGGAGAAACAGUCAAACGUCGACUCAACAUGCAUGCUCCUCCUCGGAUAAGAAACGUGGAAGUUGCUAGAGGAAGAGCAGGUUAUGGAUUCACCCUUUCUGGGCAAGCUCCUUGUGUUCUUAGUUGUGUUAUGAAGGGAAGCCCUGCAGAUUACGUGGGGCUUAAAGCAGGAGAUCAGAUAUUUGCAGUUAAUGAAAUCAAUGUGAAAAAAGCCUCUCAUGAAGAUGUUGUGAAACUUAUAGGAAAAUGUUCUGGAGUCCUGCACAUGGUCAUUGCUGAAGGGAUUAGUCACAUGGAUUCAUGUUCAAGUGAUGAAGAAGUCGGUUUUUAUGAUGGGAAGGGAUGGCUGAAACCCAAACCUGACUCUAAAGCUCUGGGUAUAAACAGAGCAGAGAAAGUUGUUGAAGAAAUGCAGUCUGGUGGCAUUUUCAACAUGAUCUUUGAGAACCCUACUCUUUGUGCUGCUAACUCAGAUCAUUCUGCACCAAAGCAAAGAUCAUUUUCAGCUUCUGCUGCUAUUAGAUUUGAAAGUGGCAAUGAAAGCAAUCCAAACCUACUGUCAAAGGAAGAAAUAUCCAAAGUCCUAAAUGAUGAUUCUGUUUUUAGAAUUGGACUGGAGGGUGCGGAAGACUUUGGAUUAGACGCAAGCAUAUUAAACGUUGCCAUGAUUGUAGGUUACCUAGGAUCCAUUGAACUACCUUCCACAACCUCCAAUUUGGAAACUGAGAGUUUGCAGGCUAUCCGUGGAUGCAUGAGGCGUCUGCGGGCAGAGCAGAAAAUCCAUUCCCUGGUGAUGAUGAAGAUAAUGCACGACUGCAUUCAGCUCUGCAGUGACAAAUCGGGGGUCGUGGCAGAAUAUCCUGCGGAGAAACUGGCGUUCAGCGCUGUUUGCCCGGAUGACAGAAGGUUCUUUGGACUAGUUACAAUGCAGACAAAUGAUGAUGCAAGCUUGGCUCAGGAAGAUGAAGGGGUUCUGAGGACAUCUUGCCAUGUUUUUAUGGUGGAUCCCGAACUAUUUCAUCAUAAAAUUCAUCAGGGCGUAGCAAGGCGUUUUGGACUGGAAUGUACAGCGGAUCCAGACACAAAUGGCUGUCUGGAGUUUCCAACCUCAUCUCUACCAGUCCUGCAGUUUAUUUCUGUCCUGUACAGGGAUAUGGGGGAAUUGAUUGAGGGAAUGCGCGCCAGGGCUUUUCUUGAUGGUGAUGCAGAUGCUCAUCAGAAUAACAGCACAAGCAGUAACAGUGACAGUGGAAUUGGGAAUUUUAACCAAGAAGAAAAGAAUAAUAGAGUUCUGGUGGUUGAUUUGGGGAGCAAUCCAACUAAACACAUUCCUAACAGCAUAUGGGAAAAUCCAGUAGGAAGGGGACAAAAUCAGCCUCCUUCCCAUUGGAAUGGCUUCUGUCAUGAACAAGAAGGAAACGUUCCUUUGGAAGCAAUUCCGAGUGAGAAGUCCCAGAAUGUAAGCAAACACCUAAGUCCUUCUGCUCGGAUCGAAGUUCCACUGGUCUCCUCCCGAAAUUCAGUACCCCCAUCCAAGAAAAAUGCUGCAGGCUUAGGCAAUCAGAGGUGGCUGCCUGUGCAUGUCCUGCAGGAAUGGCAGCAUGGAAAUGCAAGUGACCAGGAGUCCUACACGGAUUCCACGGACGGCUGGUCAAGCGUGAACUGUGCGACUCUUCCCCCACCAAUGAGCAAGAUUCCAGCUGACAGGUACAGAGUCGAUGGCAGCUUUGGCCAACCACAGCUAAAAUCUCACAAAAGUGAAUGGUCCAAGAAGGUGUUUUGCAUGCAGAACAAAUUUGGCCCUUCGCACAGUAUUAGGAAGUCUAAAGAGGACAAAAAGGGUGCAAAAUUUGGACAUCCCAUGGGAUUGAAUCAGGCUCCUCCUCCACGUUCUUCUGUGCGAAGAUCCUUUGGAAGAUCCAAGCGAUUUAGUAUUACUCGUUCUCUGGAUGACCUGGAGUCAGCAACUGUUUCUGAUGGAGAGCUGAAUAGUACUGAUUUAAAAGACUGCAUCAGUGAGAACAGCCUCAGCAGCAAUGCCAGCCUUCCCAGCGUCCAGAGCUGCCGACGCCUUCGAGAAAGGAGAGUUGCAAGCUGGGCUGUCUCCUUUGAGCGUCUUCUUCAGGAUCCUCUUGGUGUUAAAUAUUUUUCGGAAUUUCUGCGGAAGGAAUUUAGCGAAGAAAAUAUUCUAUUUUGGCAAGCCUGUGAAUAUUUUAACCAUGUACCUGCACAUGAUAAAAAAGAGCUUUCUUACAGAGCUCGGGAGAUCUUCAGCAAGUUCUUGUGUAGCAAAGCUACAACCCCAGUUAAUAUUGAUAGCCAGGCACAGCUGGCAGAUGAUAUUCUCAAUUCCCCACAUCCAGAUAUGUUCAAGGAACAGCAGCUUCAGAUAUUUAACUUGAUGAAGUUUGAUAGCUACACUCGCUUUCUCAAGUCCCCCCUGUACCAAGAAUGCAUCUUAUCUGAAGUAGAAGGUCGUGCUCUCCCUGAUCCUCAGCGUGUUCCCAGCAGCCCCACCUCUAAACACAGUAUCAGUUCAGAGAAGUCUAACAUCUCAACGCCAAAAAAGUUAAGUGGUAAAUCAAAGUCAGGAAGAUCUUUAAAUGAAGAGUCAGGAGAAGAAGACACUGAGAAGAAGAAAAGGGGAACGUUUUUCUCAUGGUCAAGAAGUAAGAGUUUGGGAAAAUCACAGAAGAGGAAAGAAAAUGGUGAUUAUCCAAACGAUUCUAUUCAGUCCAAUGGAUUAUCAUACAGGAGGGAAUCACAAGGCUCCAUGUCAUCAACUGCUAGUCUUGACCUGUCUGAACCCUCAAGAUUGCCUGCAUUUGCACCAGAUAAAGAAAAAUCACCCAAAUACUGCUGUGUAAACCUUCCAGAUGGUUCAUCCAGCAAAAUGGCUGUUAAAUCUGGAUUCUCCAUCAAAGAGGUGCUAUCUGGGGUCUGUGAGAAACAUGGCAUUAACAUAGCUGCAGUGGACCUUUUUUUGGUUGGAGGUGAUAAGCCACUUGUAUUGCACCAAGACAGUAGCAUCCUGGAGUCUCGGGACCUACGGUUGGAAAAGCGCACUUUAUUUCGGCUGGAUCUUGUUCCAAUCAAUCGAUCAGUUGGGCUGAAGGCUAAACCCACCAAACCUGUAACAGAGGUCCUAAGGCCUGUGGUUGCAAAAUAUGGUUUAAAUCUAAAUGAACUUGUGGCAAGACUAAAUGGUGAGCAGGAACCACUUGAUCUUGGUGUCCCUAUAUCUAAUCUGGAUGGGCAGCGGGUGGUUCUGGAUGAAAAAGAGCCAACCAAGGGUAGAGCGUUUACAGAUAAACAGAAAGGUGCAUCAGGCAAACCGACUGCAACUGUAACCACUUCAAGAAGUCAAGUGUCCACCGGAGAGGGAAGAACUCUAGGAAAGUCUAAUUCUAUCAAAAUGAAAGGAGAAAAUGGAAAAAAUGCUAGGGAAGUCCGGCUGUCAAAGAGAGAAGACUCUAUUGCAAAGAUUGGGAAAAAAAAAUGUCAGAAAAUAAAUUUGGAUGAAGCAGAGGAAUUUUUUGAACUCAUAUCCAAAGCACAAAGUAACAGAGCAGAUGACCAACGUGGACUGCUAAGGAAAGAAGACCUUGUUCUUCCCGACUUUCUUCGUUUACCACCCACUGGACCACCAGAACCAUGCUCAUCUACUCCUGCAGGCCCCAAGGGCCUCAACAGGCGAGUUUCAAAACACGAUGGCAAGGAUGGAUGCACAUCACCGAGUGGGAAGCAGGAGUCCAUCCAAAACUCAAGUGAGAGUUCAGUUAAGAAAAUGAGCUACUCAGAAAAACAUAAAUCAGCUUUGACAGCCCUCCACAGCCAGAAGACUUUCAGUGCUCCUUUUAGCCCCGCGUUGUCUCCGAUUCCGCAUGCCCAGGAAAGCAGUGCAACAAUAUGGAAAAGGCAAUCAAGAGAACUGCAGGCUGAAGGCAUACAGAUGGUAGAUGAUGAGAACGUGGCAGACUUGACUCUUGUGGCUGAAGGAGAUAUUAGCAGCCCUAACAGCACUUUGCUACCGCCGCCACCAACCACCCCACCGUCAGACAGCAGUAAACUCACAGAAGCCAACUAUCCACCCCCAACUCCUUUGGCAGGUAAUCAGGAAAAAUCUGGAUAUCAAAGAUCCAAUUCAGGUGUGAACCACAGAAAGAAAAAAGAUUCACAAGGGACUUCAGGAAACUCCUGUGAGCAGGCCUCCUCUCACAGAGUGAAGAGCAGCAGAAGCUUUCAUCAUCCUGGUGUGAGACAGAACCCUGGGACAGAGCUCCCAGUAAACAGAAUAAUUGAUGUGGAUGGAGUCAAGCUGGAGGACCCUGGCACACGCUGCUGUGAGGAUUCUGAGGGCAACCUCAGCUUUGAAGGUUACAUCUCUGAACUGAGGUCUUGCCAAGGAAGGAUGAGGACUGGAGUGUAUAGGACAUCAGACCUUCCAUCUCUGAUUAAUGUCAAGAGUGAGAAGAGAUUCCCUGUGUGUCAGCAGAGUUUUGAAGUGGAAGUAAAAUCAGUUACUGGUGUAAAAAGAUGA
Indicator indicator is the source of this 4551-nucleotide messenger RNA. It is a transcript of the gene RGS12, whose product is annotated as regulator of G protein signaling 12. Gene Ontology annotation, molecular function: GTPase activator activity; protein binding. The record is from RefSeq and is a predicted model, not a curated record. The transcript is spliced from 18 exons. The coding region runs from base 1 to 4551 and encodes 1516 amino acids. NCBI's taxonomy places the organism in Eukaryota, Metazoa, Chordata, Aves, Piciformes, Indicatoridae. Gene Ontology annotation, biological process: signal transduction.